AUGAGUCGUUACAUGCAAAAUCCAAAGAAGUCUCAUUUGGAUGGAGUUCGUCGAAUCUUGAGAUAUGUAAAGAGUACAAUUGACUAUGGUCUCUUCUAUAAGAAAGGUGAAGAAUGCAAACUAAUCGGAUAUUGUGACUCUGACUAUGGAAGAGACCAUGAUAAUCGUCACUCAACUACUUGUUUUGUGUUUAAGCUUGGAACUGGAGCAAUUUCUUGGUGCAACAAAAGGCAGGCAACCGUGUCACUCUCAACAACAGAAGUAGAGUAUCGGGCAAUAGCAGUUGCAGCUCAGGAAUGUACAUGGCUUAUGGAGUUGAUGAAGGAUCUAAGACAACCAGUAGGCUAUGUAGUUCCUUUGUACUGUGUUAAUCAGUCAACAAUUUAUUUGGCUGAAAAUCCAGUUUUCCACGCAAGGACUAAACAUGUGGAGAUACAUUACCACUUUAUUCGGGAAAAAGUUUUAUAA
Messenger RNA from Solanum stenotomum, 468 nucleotides. RefSeq names its product secreted RxLR effector protein 161-like. The transcript has a single exon. Bases 1 to 468 code for a protein of 155 amino acids. The record is from RefSeq and is a predicted model, not a curated record. Lineage: Eukaryota; Viridiplantae; Streptophyta; Magnoliopsida; Solanales; Solanaceae.